UUUCUCAAUCAAUAUCUCCUCGGUUUGCUUUCCGUCGGGAAAUUUUCAACCCAAAGAAUCGAAGAAUUUUGCUAUAAUUUUUUUCAUCUUCCUCUAUGAUUUAGUGAGUGAAAUUAAUUGAGCUUAGAGAAAAUGUGUAUCUUAAGAUAAUUCGUUACUCAGAUAAGAAAUGGUUAGAACUAAACACAACUACUGGACGCUUCUAAGCUAUCUUGCUCGUUAUUUACGUUGUUUUGUAGCGUUAGAUAUGUCGAUACGUGUACAAAGUAGUUCAAUUGAAUUUGCUAACAAAUCGAACAUCCGCCGAGAUCUGUAAAUACUUAUGAAAGAACACGUGUUCUCUUAUACAAGUGGAACAGAGAGUCCCUUGUUCUGAACUUUUCAAAGCUCCGAGACUACUUAGUUAAUCGUUUACACGACCCUCCCCGAAGCAGUAAGACUCUGGCUUAAAGUACCGACAGUCAAUCUUCUGAUCUGUCGCUGCCUCUUGUCGCUCGAAGAUAAUCUUCGCAAUAAAAAUUUUAGAAGAUACAAACAUCGUGUUUCCAUGAUAUGUGCAAGUGUAGAAGAAAAAAAGUUUGCAACAAGAUUACGAGCAUGCUCAAGACGAUACAUUAAUUCUCCGUGAAAGAAACAUAUCCUUUGAAGUUCGGGAUAUUAAUUGUUGGUAGAAUAUGUCUCGGGAGCAUUGCCAAGCAGUGGUCGGUGCAAUCAUGAGAGUCUGCUUUUUAAUUUGGCUGAUGCCGCGUUUGUCAAUUACGACUAUAUCGCUCGACGAAAUAAGCAGAUUCGACAAAAAGUUGUACUUUGAAGUGUCUAGAGAAAAGUUAGAUGUGCCAAUGUUUUUUAAUUUUGAAGAAAAGAGAAGCGUGAAUCAGCAUGAAUCGAACACCACUUUGGAUAGCUUUCAAAAGACAUUGAAAAAGAAAACCGAAACUAUGUCACAUCUUUUAAAAGGUCAUAUUGAUCGAUUGCGAAACGAAACCGAGCAGGUAGAAUUGGUAUUCUUGGUUGAUGCUUCGGGAUCGGUCGGUUUAAAAAAUUUCCAAAGCGAGUUGAACUUUGUAAAAAAUGUUCUGUCCGAUUUCUCCGUCGAGCCUUCCGCAACUAGAGUUGCUAUCGUGACGUUCGGUGGAAGAAAAUACAUUAGACGGAACGUCGAUCAGAUAUCUCGUGCUGAUAAAAAGGACAACAAAUGUUAUUUAUUGAACAAGCAGCUGAAUAAUAUUAGUUACACCGGCGGUGGAACAUACACACGUGGGGCACUAUUCGAAGCUGUUAGGAUCCUCGAGAAGGGCCGAAUGAAAGCGAAGAAGGCGGUGUUUCUCAUAACUGAUGGAUUCAGCAACGGCGGCGAUCCACGUCCUGCGGCGGAGCUUUUGAAACAUGCGGGUGCAACGAUAUUCACUUUUGGAAUAAGAACAGGAAAUGUGGACGAAUUGCACGACAUAGCUAGCUUUCCCGGUGACACGCACAGCUAUUUCCUCGACAGUUUCACAGAGUUCGAAGCUCUAGUUCGACGAGCUUUGCAUCGUGAUUUAAAAGCGGGCAAGUACAUACCAGUGGCAUUCCCAGAUAAUUGCAAUCUUUUGUGCAAGAAUAUCAGCGUAAUCAGAAAUGAGCUAAAUUGUUGCGAUAAUUUCGCGACGUGCGCCUGUGGCACUAUCACCGGCCACUAUUCCUGCAUUUGUCCAGUAGGGUAUUUUGGAUCUGGAUUCAAAAGCUCCUGCCAUCCUUGUCCGAACGGUACAUAUGCAUCGGGAGAAAUAUCCGGCGAUUUCGCGUCCAUGUGCAUACCGUGCCCUGACGUGAAUCAUGUGACUAUCGAUGUACCUGCAACUUCCGUGGAGCAUUGCAUUUGCGCUUCCGGAUUCACCACAGAUGGAUAUAAGUGCGAGGUUAUAACAUGCCCAAAGCUAAAAGUACCAGAAAAUGGAUAUUUGGUAAAAGCAAGCGCAUGCAGCAACGUGGUACACGCGGCAUGUGGCAUAAGAUGUAAAAUCGGCUUUUAUCUGACCGGUGACAGUAUUCGAUUGUGCGGAACUGGUGGCAACUGGUCCGGGAAUGAACCAAAAUGUUUGCUGAAGACGUGUCCAGCGGUUCGUGUUCCUGUGCAUGGACGAAUGCGUUGUCAAACCGAAGAGAACCAACGCUCGAUUGCAAAAGAUUUAGCCGCAUAUCCGAUUGAUACGCGUUGUCAAUUCAAAUGCGAUACUGGUUAUCAACUUCGUGGGAGUAAGAUUCGGAAUUGCUUACCCCUGUCGCAGUGGGAUGGCUUGAAGGCUACGUGUAAAGCCAUAAAAUGUGAACCCUUGAAACAAAUCGCAAACGGACUGAUUUCGCCGAAUAGUUGUUUCGGUCCAGAAAAAUCUCCUUUUGCAAUGAACUGUACGAUAACGUGCAAAGAGGGUUUUAUUCUUCAAGGUCCGCGUUUCAGGUAUUGCGGUGGGAAGUCUGGAGUUUGGUCCCAACGCAAGAUCGUUAACCGUUGUAUAGACAAAACUCCACCUUCAAUAACGUGUCCGUCCAAUAUUAUCACGGAGAACCUACCAGGCAAGAACUAUGCAUACGUAAAUUGGACAAUACCUAAAGUGACUGACAACGUGGAUAAAUCACCCACGUUAUGGAGUAGACCACAAAUCACGUUCCCCUGGAAGUUGAAAAUCGGCACGCGCACGGUAGUGUACGUUGCGCAAGAUUCGUCCGGGAAUAAAGCGAGAUGUAAAUUCAAAGUGACCGUUGUCGAUACAGAACCACCAACAGUUCAUAAUUGCAUAGAUCCACUGAUAUUUUUUACCGAUAGUAGUCUUGGAGUAAGUAACAUAACUUGGGACGAACCUGAUUUUUACGACAACUCCAAGACACCUGUGCAAGUGGAGCAAAACUAUUUUCCAGGAAAUAACGCGUUCAAUUUCGGAUUAACAAAAGUUGUGUACUACGCUCUCGACAAAUAUACUAAUAAAGCAUCUUGUAUUUUGAAUAUUACCGUGAAAGAUAUAUGCGAAGAAGUCCCAAAGAUAUUAAAUGGUUUCUCGAAGUGUUCCUCGACACCAUUGAACAAGAUCAAUGAGUGCGCUUUGACUUGUGAAGAAGGAUACGGAUUCGCCGAAGGAUUAAAUCUUAGUAUUGUGGACAAUGCGUUGUUGUUAAAAUGCAACAGGAAUACAACUAAUUGGCUUGAGGAUAAUUACAUUCCGGACUGCUCAGAAUCAACAAACCCUAAGAGUAUAUCCCAGGAAGGAAGUAUUAUAUUAGAGGGAAAUGAGACAAAUGUGUGCGACAAUCGCACAACUCUACGCGAACUGAGCGAAUAUAUUACUGACGAUUUAAGAUUGACGUUACUCGACAUUUGCGGAAACGAUAUUGAAUGUAAUCUAAUUACAUUUGAUCCUGAAUGCAAGGAAACUGUUUUACCUCCAGACACAAUACCUACACAAAUUAAUAAUAAUAAUAAUUUGCCAACGAACCAUGUACACAAGAAAUCAAAACGAGAUGCUAAGGUAAAGAAUCCUAAAGAUAAAAAUAUGAAAGUGAAGAAGGAGAAACAGAAAAUCGAAAUCAAAUUCAAGGUUUUAGGAAAAAUAAUCAAUGAAUACUCUGAUGAUCCAAAAGAAGGGAUACAAAAGUUAAGGAAAAAGAUCGACACGAUGUCUAAAUCAGGAAAAUUAAAUUUGUUGAACAAUAGAACGAACGAAGAAAUCGCGAAACUCGCAUUGAAUUUACAUCUCGUUUUUAAUAAUCUCCAGGAACUAUGCGAUCCAGGGAGCGUUUUGAAGAAGCAUACUUGUGUAAAAUGCCCUUUGGGCACUUUCUUUAAUUCCUCAACUAAGAAAUGUCUGCCUUGCCCUGCUGGAGAGUACGAAAACACAACUGGGUCUCUCAAAUGCAAACGUUGUCCUGAAUAUACCUCGACGAAGAAAGCGCAUUCAAAAUCUCUACGCGACUGUAUACACUUAUGCAGACCAGGGUAUUAUUCACGAAAAAAGCGUUACCAGUACUUGCGUUUAGCACUAGAGCCAUGUGUAAUGUGUGACAUUGGAUUUUAUCAGCCAGACCAUGGACAAAAUCAUUGUCUUUCAUGUCCAUCCAAUUUCAGCACCAAAAAUCGUGGUGCUAAGAGCAUGAACGAUUGUUUGCCACUUCGAGCGAUUGAGCCUGAUGUUUGUGAUACAAAACCGUGUUUGAAUGAAGGACAAUGCACACAAGAAGAGGACAGCUUCAGUUGCGAGUGUUCCGAGUAUUAUAUCGGUUCCAAAUGCGAAAUGUUUCAAAAUCCGUGUAAUUCUUUCCCCUGUUUGAACGAAGGAAGUUGCGACGUUCAAAGUUUUUCAAACGGUACAAUAUUCUACACUUGUACAUGCAAAAAUGGAUAUUCGGGUCGCGAUUGUGAGUUGUACAUUGAUGAAUGCGCGAUUAAUCCUUGCCAAAAUAAUGGAACAUGCGUCAGCACGGAGAACGACUACAGUUGUGAGUGCAAGAACGGAUUCGAAGGAGAAUUUUGUGAGAUCGCUGUGAAUUAUUGUGAUCCUUCACCUUGCAUGGAAGGAUCUACUUGUCGCAACGUUAACAAUACAUGGCAAUGCUUCUGUAAAUCUGGUUUUUAUGGUCGUUAUUGCAAUCUGUUGCCGUGUGAUUGGCUACCGUGCAACGAGAAUUCGUAUUGUAUCAAUAUCGAAGAUCAAAAUGCGACGAGACUGAGUUAUAGGUGCGAAUGUGUAGAUGGGUACAGUGGAGAGAACUGUACUAUAAAAAAAGAUUACUGCGAGAGUAAUCCAUGUUUGAACAAUGGAAAAUGUGUUAACAAAGCUUCUAGUUACACGUGCAUUUGCCGUGUUCCAUUUACUGGACUCCACUGCGAGACUGAAUUGUCAUCGGAUUAUGUGAUACAUUUCGUCAAAUCGGGAACUACGGAUUAUGUCAGCAUAAAAGGUCCAUCUACAAAUCUUUCAGAGAUAUCAACAUGCUUGUGGUUGCAAGCAAAAGAUACAUUUAAUUAUGGUACUGUGUUAUCGUACGCGACACGCUACUACGAUAACGCAUUCACUUUAACUAACUAUAAUGGGUUUGUAAUAUAUCUCAAUAGCCAGAAAGUAGUAACUGACAUUAAAGUAAACGAUAGUCAUUGGCAUUUCGUUUGUUUCACCUGGGAGGUGAAAAAUGGUUCAUGGGAAAUAUUUGUCGAUGGUAUUUUAAGAGAUAAUGGUACCCAUUUAGCAAAAGGAAGUCCUCUUCAAGGUAACGGAACAUUCGUAAUCGGACAAGAACAAGACCGAAUCGGAGGAGGAUUCUCAGAAUCGGAAUCUUUUGUGGGAAAAUUAACAUUAUUAGACGUUUGGAAUUCGGUUUUAACAGUGACAGACGUCAAUCAGUUGUUUAACUCCUGCGAAAAAUACUAUGGUGACAUAAUUGCAUGGUCACAGGUGCAAGAGCACAUUCAUGGUGACGUUAUUAUACUGAACAGCCCAUUCUGCCGUGGGUGUCCCAUGCCCGUUGUUCCUUUUAAAGGUAACAUAAAUGUCAGUGAAGACGCACUAAGUAUCACUUACUACUGCGAGAAUGGGUAUGUAGUACGGUUUCAUGGUAAAGAGUACCGGUCUUUGAAGGUAAAGUGCCUGAAGCAUGGUCAGUGGGAGGGAUACUACACACCAGUUUGCGCCAGAAGAAGAUGCGGCUUUCCUGGAUAUUUUCCACGAGGCCGUAUGCACGGUAGAUCAUAUUUAUUCGGAGAUGAGAUAUAUUAUUCUUGUUUAAUUGGCUAUGAACUUCGAGGAAAUCCACGCAGAAUUUGUAACGCAAAUGGAAAAUGGAGUGGAUUGGCUCCUAUUUGCAUAGGCAAAACCUGCAGAAAUCUGUUAGCUCCGGAACAUGGGGACAUCGAGUAUGUGAUAGAGGAAUAUGAAAGAGACGAUCUUUCAAUCUUACAGGUUGGACAGCAAAUCGAGUUUAAAUGCGAUCCAGGAUUUCGUUUGUUCGGAGAAAGAAUGCUAACGUGUGUGGAAUCUGGAGUUUGGGAUCAUGAAAGACCUACAUGUAUCGCUUAUGGAUGUCCACCGCCAAAAGAAAUUUUGAACGGAUAUAUCAUUUCUAUAAAAUCAAACAAUUUACACGAAUCUUCAGCCAAUAAUGUCACAAUCGACAAAAAUUAUGAUUUUAAUGACGUCGUUGGAUAUUCUUGUCAAUCAGGACAUAAGUUCCAAGAUAGUCACGUAUUAUUAAGCGAAUUCAAACUUCAAUGUACCGAGAAUGGUACUUGGACAGGAUUUGUCCCUGACUGCGUACCUUUGAGGUGCCCUUGGCCCAGAAUCGUGAAUAAUGGAAAGUUGUCGCUUAUUACACAAGAAAAUAAUACCUUUGAACUUCCUAAUGAGCAGACAAUAAUUAAUGACACGAAUAUCAAAAUCGCGUUGAAUGUAAAUAACAAUGAUUCCAAGCAAUAUCAAAAUUUAGAGGACCAAUUUAUUGUUGGUACUCAAAUUCUUAUUCAAUGUAACAUAGGAUAUAAAUUAAUCGGCGAUAGUGUUAAAAUUUGCGAAAGUAAUGAAAAGUGGUUGUCCACACCAACGUCUUGCGAGCCCCAAGAAUGUCCAAUCGUGGAACAUCCAUUUUUUAAAAUCAUUAACAGAACACAGAAUCAAAAUAAGAAAUUGAAUGACGUCGAAUCGUACGGUGGUUUCUACAAAAAUUUACGGUAUUUUGUACAAGGCUAUACCUACAUGAAAAAUAUAGUUCUUAUCUGUAAGGACAACAAUAAAAUGAAAUUAAGUAACGAAGAUUUAACUUUUUCUAACUUAACUUGGAUUUGCAAUGAACAUGGUCAAUGGCAAAUAGUUGAUACACCUUUAAAUGACAUUAAUGAAUCUGUACUUAACAAUGAAAUAGAUAAUAUUUGCCAGGAAUCUACGUGUUCUUCGGUUGCAUUUCCAGAGCACGGUUACAUUGUAGAGAAAAAUUACUCGAAAAAUGUUAACAGUAGUAUAAUGUUCAAAUGUAAUGAAGGAUACAUUCUUGAAGGGAAUGAAAAAUCUGUUUGCUUGUCAAACAACACAUGGUCCGAUAUCCCUUUUUGUAAACCUAUAACAUGUGGAAAACCACCGAAAGUUGCAAACGCUGUAUUGAACAAAAAUUAUAUCACCACUGUAAAUUUUACGUUCGAUGACACAAUUACGUAUGAAUGCAUACCUGGCUACAUAAUGUAUGGAAAACCGGAUGCGAAGUGUCUUUCAAAUGGGAAAUGGUCUCGAGCAUAUAGCAGAUGUUCAAAACUGUCAUGUAACAAACCAAAACUUCCACCCGGAAUAAUCAUUCGUGGUCGUUCCUACUUGUAUCAAGAUCAGUUGACGUACAUAUGCCCCAAUAAGAAGCAAGGAUUGAUUACGUGCAAAGCAGAUGGGCAUUGGAGCGAACCACCGAAAUGUAACGCAUAAUAAAAGAAUAAUCAGAAUUCUAUACAUGUAGAAGUUAAAAUAAAUAAAACAUUUUGUCAAAUUUAGUAA
Molecule: messenger RNA, 7493 nt
Organism: Ceratina calcarata
Lineage: Eukaryota; Metazoa; Arthropoda; Insecta; Hymenoptera; Apidae
Product: sushi, von Willebrand factor type A, EGF and pentraxin domain-containing protein 1
Exons: 32
Coding region: 675-7424 (2249 amino acids)
Molecular function (GO): calcium ion binding
Source: RefSeq, a predicted model, not a curated record